AUGCAUCAAAGGUCGAGCUUGAUGGGCGACGUCGGCGGUGAUUGCAAAUACGUAUGGGGAAAUGUCGAGUUGCAUCAGGGGAACGCAGACCGGUGGUUCCUUACUCUGUUCUCUCCUUCAUAUGUUCCUUUCUUCCUCCUUCAACGACGAUGCAAAGAGCGGAGUGAGGGAGAAGGAGACGGCUGCUUGAGAUCGGAAAUUAGAUCUAACGGCAGCGACGACAGAGCAUUCUCCUUGUACGGCCAUCGGAGGAGGAGGAGGAGGAAGAUCCUCGUUGCUUGUAGCUUCCCGCUAGACCGUCGUCGUUGA
Molecule: messenger RNA, 309 nt
Organism: Linum trigynum
Lineage: Eukaryota; Viridiplantae; Streptophyta; Magnoliopsida; Malpighiales; Linaceae
Source: the annotation of a GenBank genome assembly